Lynx canadensis (Canada lynx) is the source of this 2247-nucleotide messenger RNA. RefSeq names its product BAR/IMD domain containing adaptor protein 2 like 2 (gene BAIAP2L2). Gene Ontology annotation, cellular component: nucleoplasm; cytosol. NCBI's taxonomy places the organism in Eukaryota, Metazoa, Chordata, Mammalia, Carnivora, Felidae. Gene Ontology annotation, molecular function: protein binding. The record is from RefSeq and is a predicted model, not a curated record. Gene Ontology annotation, biological process: plasma membrane organization; actin crosslink formation; actin filament bundle assembly.
UCACAGGGGUAAAUAAUUGAAGGGCAGGUCACACGAACCUGCCCGCGUCACAGGAUGCCUUCCCCCCGGGUCUGGUUACGCCCCAGAUCACAUUCUGACAUCCCUGGCUGGUGAAUAAUUAAGCUGCCACCUCCCCGGCCACCGCCGGCAGGCCCUCACCUCCGUGCUACCCUGCAGGAUUCUUCACUCCCUUAGAGCAGUGGGCACUGGAGGGGACUGACCCUCGGCGCUCCCGACCCUGCCAGCACCCCCAGCCUCCUGCUCAGCACCUGGGUCGAAGCCCACUCCAUGGCCCCCGAGAUGGACCAGUUCUACAGGUCCACCAUGGCCAUCUACAAGAGUAUCAUGGAGCAAUUUAACCCUGCCCUGGAGAACCUGGUGUACCUCGGGAACAACUACCUCCGGGCCUUCCACGCUCUGUCCGAGGCGGCUGAGGUAUACUUCAACGCCAUCCAGAAGAUCGGGGAGCAGGCCUUGCAGAGCUCCACCUCGCAGAUUCUGGGGGAGAUCCUGGUGCAGAUGUCAGAUACCCAGCGGCACUUGAACUCCGACCUGGAGGUGGUGGUGCAGACGUUCCACGGAGAUCUGCUGCAACACAUGGAAAAGAACACGAAGCUGGACGUGCAGUUCAUCAAAGACAGCCGCCAGCACUAUGAGAUCGAAUACCGCCACCGAGCCGCCAACCUGGAGAAGUACAUGUCUGAGCUGUGGCGCAUGGAGCGCAAGAGGGACAAGAAUGCGCGGGAGAUGAAGGAGAGCGUGAACCGGCUGCACGCACAGAUGCAGGCCUUCAUGUCCGAGAGCCAGCGGGCAGCUGAGCUGGAAGAGAAGCGGCGUUAUCGUUUCCUGGCCGAGAAGCACCUGCUGCUUUCCAACACCUUCCUGCAUUUUUUUGGCCGGGCCCGGAGCACGCUCCAGAACCGGGUGCUGCUGUGGAAGGAGACAGUCGGAGGCAAGCCGCAGCCGUUACGCGCCGCCCACUCCCCCGGCCUGCUGGGGUCAAGUCUGGGGCCAGCCCUACCCCUCGGGCCGCUGACGCCCACCCGCCUGGACAUGCCCCAGCGGCCGCUCGCGGAGUUCAGCUCCCCGCGCAGCCGGCACGGCUCCGGCUCCUACGGCCCCGGCCCCGAGCCCGCCGCCGAGGCGAGGUCCGCGUCCCAGCUGGAGCCAGACCGCCGGUCGCUGCCCCGGACGCCGUCCGCCUCCUCGCUCUACGCCGGCAGCACCCAGCGCUCGCGCUCCAACUCCUUCGGCGAGCGCCCGGGCGGCGGGGGCGGCGGCGGCGGCGGGGGCGCCCGGAGAGUCCGCGCCCUCGUCUCCCACUCGGAGGGCGCCAACCACACGCUGCUGCGUUUCUCGGCCGGAGACGUCGUGGAGGUGUUAGUGCCAGAGGCCCAGAACGGCUGGCUCUACGGCAAGCUGGAGGGCUCGUCCACGAGCGGCUGGUUCCCCGAGGCCUAUGUGAAGCCUUUGGAGGAGGUGCCUGUGAACCCCACGAACCCCUUGACCCCAGUGACCUCCAUGAACCUGAUGAACCCUAUGAAUGAGCUACCUUCCAGAUCCUACCCCCUCCGGGGCAGCCACAGCCUUGAUGACCUCCUGGGCCGGCCGGGCAACUCUACAGCACUCGAGUACUGGGACGGCCAAUCCCGCUCCCGAACCCCGAGCCGGAUACCGAGCCGCGCCCCCAGCCCUGCACCUCCGCCCUUGCCUAGUAGCCGCCGAAGCAGCGUGGGCAAUGGGGUGGCGAGUGACGUCAAGAAACUUAUGUCCUCGGAACAGCACCCUCCAGAGCUCUUCCCUCGGGGCACAAACCCCUUUGCCACCGUAAAGCUGCGGCCCACAGUCACCAACGACCGCUCAGCGCCCCUCAUCCGCUGAGGCGUCCUCCUCCAUCCGGGGUCUAAGCUCGUCCCCACACCUGCCCAGGGGCUGUCGGGAGCUGGGGGCAGCAGCAAGAAGCGCAGCGGUGGACCCAAGAAGCCGGGGCCCUGGAACUGGGAGUGGCUGCCCCUCCCGGGGGACUGACCUGGGGUCUGGGACCUUCAAAGUAAAGCAGGCAGAAUGGGGGACAGGACAGUCUCUUCCCCUCCAAGGGCCCCAGGACUCUCCCUGGGGGCCUGCCUCGUGCACCCACCCCCUUUCCCCUUCUCUGCCCCAGGAGGGAGGAGCCCCGCACACCCCCUUCCCCACCCCCCCCAUACGUCCUCCUGUUUAACUUUUGUAAACGGGGAGAAAUAAAGCAAG